AUGAGUGGGGAGCCCGUGUCCCUGGGCGCGCUGUCGCCCCAGGAGCUGAUGGAGGUGCGGCAGUCGCUGGAGACGGAGCUACGGACGAUGCAGCAGAAUGGCGUCACGCUGCAGUCAACGGCGGGGAAGUUUGCGGCGGCGGGGCAGGCAGUCGAGUACCUGCAGGACCAAAAGCAGGGCCAGCCCGUGCUGCUGCCGCUCACCGAGUCCCUGUAUGUGUCAGGCACGCUGGAGAGCGUAGACUCAGUACUUCUAGAAGCAGGCACUGGAUACUAUGUGGAGCGCGACGUCCCCGGAGGCAUCGACUACUGCCGCCGCAAGGUGCUGCUGGUGCGCGACAAGAUGGAGCAGCUGGGGCAGCUGGUCAAGGAGCGGCAGGCGAUGCUGGGCCAGGUGGAGGCGGUGCUGGAGCACAAGCUGGGGGAGCAGCAGCAGGCGGCGGCGGCGCAGCAGCGGGCCGCGGCGCAGCCGGUGGGGCCCGCCGUGGCGGGGCAGCAAAAGUAG
This is a messenger RNA of Chlorella variabilis, 504 nucleotides long. RefSeq lists its product as hypothetical. The coding region runs from base 1 to 504 and encodes 167 amino acids. Gene Ontology annotation, biological process: regulation of DNA-templated transcription; protein folding. NCBI's taxonomy places the organism in Eukaryota, Viridiplantae, Chlorophyta, Trebouxiophyceae, Chlorellales, Chlorellaceae. The transcript is spliced from 3 exons. The record is from RefSeq and is a predicted model, not a curated record. Gene Ontology annotation, cellular component: prefoldin complex; cytoplasm.